UUUUGGGAUGAAAACAAAACGUGAUCAACACUACACACAGCAGAACAAGUAUCCAACGACACAUUGAUCAAAACCCUUCUCUCUCAUCUUCUUCCCCAAAACCCUCUUCAAUCCCACUCCGUAACAAUCCAAUUUCUUCAAUUUCCCCUCAAAUUUCACCUUUUCUUAAUACAUAUGCCCAAGAAAAGCGAUUCCUGAAAAGGGUUUUUAAAAUCAUAUCGAAUUUUGUUGUUGGAUGGCGUCUCAUAGUUGGAGAGAUGCCUACAGUGGCAUGUCUAGUGAUAAUAUAAAGGGUUUGGUUUUAGCAUUGUCUUCAAGUUUGUUCAUUGGUUCUAGUUUCAUCGUUAAGAAAAAGGGUCUCAAGAAAGCAGGUGUUUCUGGGAUUAGGGCAGGAAGUGGAGGAUAUUCUUACUUAUACGAGCCUCUAUGGUGGGUAGGCAUGAUAACAAUGGUCGUCGGGGAGGUUGCAAACUUUGCCGCCUAUGCAUUUGCACCAGCUAUUCUGGUUACUCCUCUCGGGGCACUCAGCAUUAUAAUCAGCGCGGUACUUGCACAUAUCAUUUUACGUGAAAAAUUACAUAUUUUUGGGGUUCUUGGCUGUGCCCUUUGUGUUGUGGGGUCCACAACAAUCGUUCUACAUGCUCCACAGGAACGUGCAAUUGAAUCAGUUACAGAAGUAUGGGAUCUUGCUACAGAACCAGCUUUUGUUCUGUACGGAGUGCUUGUGUUAGUAGCUGUUUUUAUACUUGUGGUACAUUAUAUCCCCUUAUAUGGUCAGACACACGUAAUGUGCUACAUUGGAGUUUGUUCAUUAGUAGGUUCUUUGUCGGUGAUGAGUGUGAAAGGUCUUGGUAUUGCUUUGAAGCUUACGUUUUCAGGAACGAAUCAAUUAGUUUAUCCUCAAACAUGGGCUUUUACCUUCUUUGUUCUUCUUUGUGUCAUUACUCAAAUGAAUUAUUUGAACAAGGCGCUUGACACUUUCAACACAGCGGUCGUCUCUCCCAUAUAUUACGUUAUGUUCACAACUCUUACUAUCAUAGCAAGUGUGAUCAUGUUCAAGGAUUGGGACGGCCAAAAUCCUACACAAAUUGUAACAGAACUUUGUGGGUUUGUGACGAUACUUUCUGGAACUUUUCUUCUUCAUAAGACCAAAGACAUGGUAGAUGGUUCAACGCGACUUCCAAAACAUAUGGAUGAGGAAGAAGGCAUCCCUUUGAGACGACACGAUUCUAGUAAUAUGAGGGUACAAUAAUGUAUUUGUGUGCUUCCUUUUUUUAGUAUACCACAUUGUAUCUUUACCCUUGGGUUUUUUUCAUCAUGUAGUGGUUGCUUAUGUGAAUUUUGGCCAUGUAAGUUAAUAAUAACAGGUAUACAAAAUCCAGCGUAUCGUUUCUAUA
This is a messenger RNA of Helianthus annuus (common sunflower), 1397 nucleotides long. RefSeq names its product probable magnesium transporter NIPA4. The record is from RefSeq and is a predicted model, not a curated record. The transcript has 9 exons. NCBI's taxonomy places the organism in Eukaryota, Viridiplantae, Streptophyta, Magnoliopsida, Asterales, Asteraceae. The coding region runs from base 236 to 1252 and encodes 338 amino acids. Gene Ontology annotation, biological process: magnesium ion transport. Gene Ontology annotation, molecular function: magnesium ion transmembrane transporter activity. Gene Ontology annotation, cellular component: membrane.